This is a messenger RNA of Xenia sp. Carnegie-2017, 9187 nucleotides long. RefSeq names its product fibrillin-2-like. Gene Ontology annotation, molecular function: calcium ion binding; microfibril binding. Bases 363 to 8969 code for a protein of 2868 amino acids. Lineage: Eukaryota; Metazoa; Cnidaria; Anthozoa; Malacalcyonacea; Xeniidae. Gene Ontology annotation, biological process: supramolecular fiber organization. The transcript is spliced from 66 exons. The record is from RefSeq and is a predicted model, not a curated record.
AUAUUUCAUAAUGGUUAAACUACUACAUAGUUAUAAUCAGUAGAUGAUUACCUUGUUCAGUUGAGGAACGAACUUUAAGCUCCAUCCGUGAAUUUUCUUGUUGCUUGUAUUAUAGAUCGUGAAGAGCACCAAAAUCUAGAGACGACCAAGUUAUCAUAUAUCAUUCAUUUUAUUUGCGCAGGUUCAAAGGCGCAUUGAAUGCAUUGACUCAUCAAAGACACAAAAACGUUUUGGUUCUGAACAAGCUGUUCCAGACAGAGGUUGCAAAAUAUCAUCCCUAGAAAAGAUUUUCAGAGCUUAGCGCCAUAUUUCUCGCCUAGAAGAUUUCUUUCUUUGUGCAGCGAAGCGCGGGGAGUUUGAAAAUGGUUUGCGCAAAGGUGUUGCGUCUAUUUAUACUGCUGAUAUUAAGUGUCUCUGUCAUCCCUGCUAUAUCGACUAAAAAGGCGCACAGGAUACGACGUUCUGGUCCAAAUGUGUGUGGCUCGCAGUGUUGCUCGGGAUGGCAGUCAGCACAACGCGGUCGCUCUGGCCAAGGACUCUGUAUUUUACCGAUCUGUAACGUGAAUUGUGGUACAGGAAUCUGUGUUAGUCCAAAUCUUUGUCUAUGUGAGGAUGGACAGACUGCAUCUCAAUGCACUCAGACAGGAUGUAAAGCCUUUUGUUUGAAUGGUGGUACCUGUAAGGAUGAUAAAUGUAUCUGUGUUCAAGGAUAUGAAGGAAGAUUUUGUGAAAAUCCUACCUGUGAUAAACCUUGUCUAAAUGGAGGCGAAUGUAUUCGUCCAAAUACUUGUGCUUGUCCUCCUGGUUUUGCUGGUCCGGAAUGUCAGUCCGAUUUACGUCAAGGACCUUGUUUCAAAGAAAUUAAAGAUUCGAAAUGCAGUGGGCAAAUAACGACCCUGCUCUGCACGAAGGAGAUGUGUUGCGCAACUGUUGGAAAAGCCUGGGGACAACCAUGUGAAGCAUGCCCGGAUAAACCAGCUCCCUGUGCUAUCGGAUAUGUACCUAAUUUCGCCACACGAGAAUGUUUAGAUAUUGAUGAAUGUAAAGCAGUACCUGGCGUCUGUCCAGCUAAUGUAAAAUGUAUAAACACUGUUGGUAGUUAUCGCUGUGGAAAAUGCGCUUCUGGAUUCACGUUUAAUGAUCAACUAAAGAGAUGUGUUAAACCUACUGUAACCCCCGCUGUUCGUAAAGACUUGUGCUUCAGGCAAAUUCUUAGCGACAAUUGUAUUUUACCGUUGUCGAACAAUCUUACAAAGUCCUCGUGUUGUUGUGGUGAAGUUGCUGGUGCUGGUUGGAGCUCCAAUUGUUUAACCUGCCCUUUACAAGAUUCCAGUGAAUAUGAUACUUUGUGUGGAAAUUUGGGCGAGUGUAGUUUUGAAGGCGAUGUUUGUGGUGGGAAUAUCGGUGAAUGUAGGACGACAGAAUCUGGUCUUACCUGUGUUUGUGCUAUUGGUUAUAACUAUGAUCCUGACCAGAAACUUUGUGUUGAUGUAGAUGAAUGUGAUGGUGGCGGCUUGAUCUGCACAAACGCUUUAUGUUAUAACACACCUGGUAGCUUCAGGUGUGAUUGCAAACUAGGUUUUGUUCCCGACCCGUUUGACAGAUUGAGAUGCACCCGUACUAGUGUCCGUAUCAGUACCCCUCCUUUGGGACUAACCAAUCCUGACUCUCCAACACCUUCUCCUCCAGUGUCCUCUACACCAUCUGGUGUGUGCUCUCGUGUCGGUCAGCGAUGUGAUAAUGGUGAAUGUGUUAGGGUAGAUGGUGUCAUCAAGUGUCGCUGUGUUAGUGGCUUUAAUGAUACAACGGGGAAAUGUGAGGACGUUGAUGAGUGUCAAGAGGACAGCAAUGUUUGUGAGAAUGGUAUGUGUAUCAACGAGAUUGGAGGAUACCGCUGUCAAUGUGCUGCGGGCUACAUUACAUCCAGCGAUAAGAAAAGCUGUGUUGACCGUAAUGAAUGUGAAGAAUCAUCGAAAUGUUCCAACGGUCGUUGCAUAAACACAAAGGGUGCAUGGCGUUGUACUUGUAAUCAAGGAUUUACUUUGAGUGACGAUAAAAAAUCUUGUAUUGACAAUGACGAAUGCACCACUAUUGCUGACGUUUGCAUGAAUGGCCGCUGUAUCAAUACUGCUGGCGACUAUGAAUGUAGAUGUAAUACUGGCUACACUACAUCUACAGAUAAACACAUGUGUCUAGAUACUAUGGUAUCGAUGUGCUACGCAAAAUAUGAUAACAAUGUUUGUAGUCAGGCGUUAUUUAGAUCAUUAACCAUCUCUCAAUGCUGUUGUGGUAAAGAUAAUACUGGCGAGAGCCGCCGGGCAUGGGGAAGUCCCUGUAUGGCUUGUCCCGUACCUGACACUGAUGAGUACACAAAGGUAUGCGUAAAUGGUGCCGGUAAAGAUAGUGGUGGAAAAGAUGUUGAUGAAUGUUCAAAUAAUGUCGGCUCACAAACGGUGUUGUGUGAAAAUGGACAAUGUCGGAACACAAACGGGGAUUAUUCUUGUGAUUGUAACGUCGGCUACAGAAGAACAACUGACAGCAAGACAUGUAAUGAGAUUAACGAAUGUCGUGAAAAUCCGUCACUUUGCAAUCGUGGCCGAUGUGAAAAUUCACCUGGUAGCUAUCGUUGUGUAUGUCCUGCAGGUUUUGUAUUUGAUUCAAGAACCAGAGGAUGCGAAGACGUGAACGAAUGCAGCAACAAGGGACAAUGUGUUGAUGGCACUUGUGUGAACACGAUCGGUAGCUUCCUUUGUCGUUGUCCACAAGGAUUCACUUUGGAUUCCAAUGGUCGCUAUUGUCGAGAUUUACGUAAGGGAAAAUGUUGGAGAUUCAUAAGUGACACUAAUGUCUGUGAAGACAAUGUUAAUGGUGAUGUUACUCGCGAAGUGUGUUGUCAAACCCUUGGAAAAGGCUGGGGUAGUCCUUGUCAGAAAUGUGACACCAUCGGUAAAAGAUGUCGUAGUGGGUUUUUAUAUGACAAUUUUACUUGUGUCGAUAUUGACGAAUGUCAAGCGUUCCCAGGUAUAUGCCGCAAUGGACGAUGUUUAAACACUCCUGGAAGCUAUCAAUGUGUUUGCUCUGAAGGAUUGACUUUGGAUGAAAGUAAAAGUGUCUGUCUUGAUCUGCGAGAUGGCGUGUGCUAUCAAGCCGUGACACGUGAUCAAUGUACUCAACCGGUCAGUGGGUUAUACAAGAAAGAUAUCUGCUGUUGCUCAGUUGGUGCAGCCUGGGGCAGACCCUGUCAAGAAUGUCCUCUAAGAAAUAGCAGGGAGUUCAACGAACUGUGUCGGCAAACUACUCUCACAGUGUUUGACGAGUGCACUGUAUUUCCUGAUAUUUGUAUAAACGGUGAAUGCAUUGAUACAAGUGGCAGUUUCCUAUGUGAAUGUCGAUCAGGUUUUGCUCUUGAUCAAACCGGCAAAAAUUGCACAGAUAUCAACGAAUGUCAGAUUACUCCGGAUUUAUGCGGUAAUGGAACAUGCAUUAACACGGCUGGUGGAUUCCGAUGUAAUUGUCGAGAAGGAUUCAAGAAUGCACCGAUGAUGAUGGAAGUCUGUAUUGAUGUGAAUGAAUGUGAUGAUUUACCGAACCCUUGUCAAGGGGGUACUUGUGUAAAUACUAUUGGUAGCUUCAAGUGCGAGUGUCCUACAGGAAAGCGAAUGGACUCUAGUGGAUUGAUGUGUCAAGAUAUUAAUGAAUGUGCUGAGAAUUCAUUCAUUUGUCCGAACGGCAACUGCCAAAACUUUAUGGGUGGCUAUCAAUGUGCAUGUUUUCCUGGAUUCGUCUCGAGUGAUGAUAUGAAAAGUUGUAUAGAUGUGAAUGAGUGUGAAACAGAAAAUGGACAAUGUGAAGCAACGUGCGAGAACACAAUUGGAAGUUAUCGUUGUUCGUGUCCCCCAGGAAUGAGAUUACGACUCGAUGAACGAACUUGUGGCGAUAUCGAUGAAUGUGUUGAAACUCCAAAUAUUUGUGGUAUUGGUAACAAAUGUCAGAAUGUUCAUGCUGGACACGAGUGCAUUUGUUCAGAUGCUUACGCUUUGUCUGAAGACCGCAAAUCUUGUAUUGAUAUCGAUGAAUGCAUAACGGACCCGAAUUUAUGUCGCAAUGGGCAAUGUCAAAAUUUACUCGGAUCUUAUCAAUGUAUUUGUCCUCGGGGAUUUUUCAUUGAUGAAACUACUUCUGUCGCUGUUUGUUCUGAUGUAAACGAGUGCGAGAGUGAUGAGAUAAACGAUUGUGGAAGAAACUCGUUUUGUAUGAACACGAUUGGAUCUUACAGCUGCUCUUGUCUCAAUGGCUUUAGAAAAAUAGCAAACAUUUGUCGUGACGUGGACGAAUGUCGUGAGUCAGAACUACGAAAUAUUUGCGGUAAUAAUUCGCAAUGUCGAAACACCGAUGGCAGUUACUCAUGUGAAUGUCGUCAGGGAUAUUUUCUGGCCAGUGAUGGCGCGUGUAAAGAUGUCGAUGAAUGUCGUAUUCUUGACAAUGUUUGCGCGAAUGGGAAAUGUCUCAACCUUCCUGGAUCCUAUCAAUGCGAUUGUGAUUUUGGGUAUUUGCAAACUUUUAAUGAAAAAGGAUGUGAAGAUCUGGAUGAAUGUGAAGUGAUGAAAGAAUUCUGUCAUCAUGGACGGUGUGAAAAUAUCCCAGGAUCAUUUCAAUGUAUUUGUGAUAAAGGAUUUCAAUUAAAUCGCUACAAUAAUAAUUGCACAGACACUAACGAAUGCCAAGAGUCCGGAAUGUGCCUCAAUGGUCGAUGUGUUAACGAAAUGGGAAAAUACCGUUGCGAGUGCGAUGAAGAUUUUGUGCCAAAUCCCACGAACACGGCUUGCAUCGAUACUCGGAAAGGAAAUUGUCACUUGGUGAAAGAUAGCGAAACCGAUUCUUGCAGUUAUCUUAUCACAGACAGCGUUUUACGCAGCAUUUGUUGUUGUUCUGUUGGUACAACAUGGAAUGAUUGUGAAGAAUGUCCAAAAAAUGGCACUGAUGAAUACAGGCAUCUCUGUCCUAGUGUUGGCGGAUAUAUUGUCGAUCCUAACACAACAUCGCUCAUUGAUAUUGAUGAGUGCAAGUUCCCGAGAAUUUGCGUUGAUGGGACGUGCACCAACACGCUAGGAAGUUUCAUGUGCACUUGUUCAAAAGGUUUUGAAUACAACCAUGAAAUUGGCGUUUGUGAAGAUAUUAAUGAAUGUGAGAUUGACAGAUUCAUAUGUGGCUUUACUGGAGUAUGUAUAAACAACGAAGGAAGUUACGAAUGUCAAUGUCCUCCAGGAGAAGCAAUGAUUGGAACUGUUUGCAUUGAUGAGCGUCCACAGCUUUGUUUCGGAGACAAACAAGACUUGAGCAACGUGGAAAGUUUGUUUCCAGGUCCUUCGUGUAAUGAAUCAAUAACAUAUCGUCCUAUUACACGAACAGAAUGUUGCUGUAGCAAGGGAACAGCUUACGGUCCUCCUGAUAUGUGCAAACUCUGUCCAUUACCUCUUACUGAUGAAUACUAUGCAUUGUGCGCCAUUGUAAGACCUACUCCUACACCAAUUAGAGGUAUUGGUGGCACUGCUUUUCCUCCUGGUGGAACUCCAGGGGUGAUUCCCAUCACUGACGUGGAUGAAUGUUCAUUUCUUAGAAAUCCUUGUGGUAUGGGAACAUGUCGCAAUACUUAUGCUUCAUAUGAAUGUGACUGUGAAAAAGGUUUCGCUGUCAAGAAUGGAAAUCCCCGAUGUGAAGAUCAAAACGAAUGUUUACUCAAUCCUUGUUUUGGUGGGGAGUGUAAGAAUACCUUUGGCAGUUUCAUGUGUAGUUGUGAAGUGGGUUAUGUAGUUGAUGAAACAGGUGUCAACUGUGUUGACCACAAUGAAUGUCAUCUUAACGAUACUUGCGUCAAUGGUAAUUGUAUCAAUGAAGAUGGUGGUUACAGAUGUGAAUGCGACCAGGGUUAUCAGCCAAUCAGAACAGGCAAAGCUUGUGCAGAUGUUGACGAGUGCUUUAAUGGCAUAAGUAAAUGUCAGAAUGGCACAUGCGUGAAUACUCCUGGUUCAUAUUCCUGUCAGUGUGAUGAAGGAUUUCGGGAAGACUCCAGACAUGCCUGCCAAGAUAUCGAUGAGUGUGCUGAAUCAGGAACUCAGAUUUGUCGAAAUGGAGUGUGUAAGAAUGAAUUUGGUGGUUUCACUUGUCUUUGCAAUGUUGGAUACGUGUUAAACGCAACAGAAAAACACUGUCGAGAUAGGAAUGAAUGUCUGGAGAUAGAAAAUUUUUGUUUGAACGGCACCUGUACCAACACUCUUGGCGGCUCAAUAUGUGAAUGUCGGGAUGGAUUUUCUUUGAAUCCCUCUGGAGAUUCUUGUAUUGACAUCAACGAAUGUGAUGAUGACCCCAAUCUUUGUCAAAUGGAUGGUAAUUGCGUGAAUACGGCUGGAAGCUUCGAGUGUGUUUGUCCUGUUGGUUAUGAAGUGGCUAACUAUGGCAAAAUGUGUGUUGACAUGCGCAAAGGGUAUUGUUUUAAUGAUUACGACGACCGUGGUUGUAGCAAUCCCAGGAUGAUUUUGUCAACAAAGCAAGUUUGUUGCUGUACACGUGGAGCAGGUUGGGGUGAUCCAUGUGACAUAUGCCCUGUCGAACAAACAGAGGCAUUCAGUUUACUUUGUAGUAAAGGUCAUGGAUAUGCCGUAAAGAACAAUACAGUCGAUGAUGUCAACGAAUGCGAAUACGAUCGUCUGUGUGCUAAUGGUCGUUGCGUUAACAACGAUGGCAGCUUCCGCUGUGAAUGUUUUGCCGGCUAUCAGCUCGAUGAAUUUGGAAGAAAUUGUGAAGACAUUGAUGAAUGUGCGAAACCAGGGAUCUGUGGUAAUGGUACAUGUAACAACCAGCUUGGCAGUUAUUCUUGUGAUUGCGCUUCUGGAUUCAAACGUGGUCGUUUCUCACCCACAUGUGAAGAUAUUGAUGAAUGUUCUGAGACAAGAAACCUCUGUGCAUUCCGUUGUGUUAAUAAUGCUGGCUCAUAUCAAUGCAUCUGUCCUCGAGGAUACAAACUUCAUACAAACAAGAGACAUUGUAUAGACGUGGACGAGUGCAAAACCGGAACACACAACUGCCGUUAUGUUUGUAAAAAUUUCCAUGGUGGUUUUAAAUGCAUUUGUCCCGAGGGUUUCCGGCGUUCUGCUGGCGGAAGUUGCAUUGACAUCAAUGAAUGUAGAGAAGGCUCGAGUCGUUGUCGUGAUGGCAAUUGUCGCAAUACCCCCGGUAGUUAUAUCUGCGACUGCAAUGAAGGAUAUAAGCGGACAUCUGAUGGCAGAAGUUGCGAGGAUCUUACUCGUGGCUUAUGUUUUGCUCAAGUUGAUAACGGAUUAUGCAAGGCAUCAACAAAGAUAAUGAUACUAGUGACAAAGAGUGAUUGCUGUUGUACUGCAGGAAUAGCUUGGGGUAGUCAGUGUACAAUAUGUCCUCGAAAAAAUACAGUUGAACACAGGAGACUGUGUGUUCCGUUUCAGAAAACGAUGGACGAAUGCAAAAUGAUAUUCGGGUUGUGUCCCAAUGGGAAAUGCAUCAACACUGCCGACUCGUAUCGUUGUAUGUGUCACCAGGGAUACAAGCUUAGGCGAGAUGGAAAAAGUUGUGUAGACAUCAAUGAAUGUCAUAGAAUACCGAAACCAUGUCGUACUGAAUGCAUAAACACACCUGGAAGUUAUAGAUGUAAAUGUCCUUCUGGUUAUGAAGAAAUAUCUGGCAGAUGUCAAGACAUAAACGAGUGUCGAAACUCUUCUGUUUGUCCUCAACAAUGUGUUAACACCUUGGGAAGUUACAGAUGUUCAUGUCGACAGGGAUAUCAAUGGCAGGGGACGUCAUGUGUAGACAUAAACGAAUGUGAUCGCCGAAAUGUCUGUCGUUUCGGUUCUUGUGUCAAUCAAGAUGGAUCGUAUACAUGUUUAUGUCGACAUGGUUAUAGAUAUAACUCUCAGACUAAGACCUGUGUUGAUCUUAACGAGUGCAACGUCCGAAGUUGUCAAGGUACAUGUGUGAACAUCAAUGGUGGAUACAGGUGUGGAUGUCCCAGUGGCUUUGUAAGACAAUUAUACUGGAAUCAGUGCAUCGAUGUGAAUGAAUGUACUACAGGUGCAAAUAAAUGCGGUCGUACAAAAUGUUUCAACAUUCAAGGUGGAUAUCGAUGUUAUUGUCCGCGUGGAUAUCUACUGGAUCAAUCUAGCAUGACCUGCAUUGAUAAGAAUGAAUGUGUCCGCAAUCCUUGCUCAACAGCAGGUUGUCACAACAUUCGGGGUGGUUUCCAAUGCUCUUGCCCAACAGGAUUUUAUGCCGUUGGCGGAGGUCAUUGUAUAGCGAGGUACGCUCAGCAAAGACUAAAAGGCGUUGUGACGCAAAACAAAUACAAGUUUGGUGAGAAACCGAAGACUCAACGUGAAGUUACCCCAUCUAGAUACUACAAAGAUACCUCACAAACUCCGUUCAAAUCACAAUGGGGAUAUCGUCGCACUCAAACAAGAUAUACUAAAUCAGAUCCGUAUCGUUACACAUAUUCUUACAGCUCUUCGUCAUCUGGACGAAGAAGAAGACGCGCAUCUCACUUUGUACACAAGUUGAAUAUAGACAUUCAGCAAAACGCGACUGCUCUCCAAAACCUGCUCGUCUUAACACCAGUUUUGGAGAGCUUGCAGAAGAAGUUUCAUUAUGAAAUUGUUCGUGGUAAUCGUAGUUUGUUUGCUGUGAAAAUUGAAAAUGGAUUAAGCUUCGUUUUUGCAAAGAAGACUUUGAGGGUUGGUCGUUAUCGUCUCUAUCUUAAAGGAAAGCUUAGAAAUGCAGGAAUGUCUUCUGUAUUUGCUAGUCAGAGCCACAUUGAUUUUGAUGGUAAAGGAGACGUCAAGGAGAAGGUAAUAAACUCACAGCGAUCUGAAAUAUCUUUGAAUGAAAUUAAUGGCCUUUCUGAAGCUCGAAAGUUUCAUCUUCUUAUCGCCAUCAAUGUUCAAUGAUACUUGACAAAAUUCAUUUGUGUUUAAAUGUAAUUAGUCGUUCUUUAACUACAAUUCAGCUAUUGUUUGCAAUGUUUUAUUGAAUUGCAUCAACUUGACGGAUGUCUAAUUUUUGUAAAUUAUAGUGAAUGAAAUUAAAUGAGACUUAGAAAAGCGUUAUUGUAUUUCAACUAAUACUUGUACAUGUAUCAAUUAUUACAUUUCCUAUUUUGAAGUCA